AUGUACCUAGCAAUACCGUCAUGUGUAGUCUACAUUGUAUCAAUCUAUCGAUCGACUAUGUAUAUGAGAAUGCUGCGAGAUCCUGAGCAGCAAUCGAAACACACGUUUCAACUUAUUGCUGAUCUCUGUUCAAUUUUAAAAGAAACAGUUUUACAAGCCCAAGCCGAUCUUAAUGAUACUCAACUUGUUACCAUUCAACUUCUUGAAGAAAGCUAUCUUCAGUCUGAGAUAAAGGAAAACAUCAGACUUGUCAAUACUAGCGUAUCUCUUCAAAUUAAUUCAUCUCUACAUUUCCUCCAAAUUCUAACUCGAUCAAGCAUGCUUAUUUCGGCUCUUAAUACGAAUACUAAUUUUUAUGUUAUUUUUCCUGGGCAGAAUAUUGUAAUAGUAGAAUCCACCAGCUAUUUCGAUCGAAGUAUCCCCAGUGAUACUUAUACGAUAUUGAACUGUUACGUUGUAAGUUCAGUAUACCCAGCUGGUAUUUAUACAGUGCCAUAUAUUGAAAAGUGGUUUGUUCAUUAUAUAUGGCCUGAAUUUCCAUUAUCUACUCCUCCGUUUGAGCCGAAUGCAUCGGCUACUAUUGAUGGUUUUUUUGGAGGAUGUACGCCACUGGAUACCCUUUUGGUGAGCACAUUCAGAUGUUUAUAUGAAAUUGAUUGUCUUAAGCAAGCUGUUGGAUUUUUUCCAAAUCUCAAUCAAACUAAUACAAGUUGGGUCAAUGCUCUCCCAUCCUCAAUUCAUCAGAAUGUCUCUUUUAAUGAUCGCUUGACUGAUCUAUUAAUUGAAGAAUGGUCAACUAAUAUCGAUUACCAAAAAUAUUUUGGUGAAUGUGCACCGAUAUCGUGUACAUAUAUUGAUACUAGUUAUACUAGUCUAUCUUAUACAAUCACUCUCUUACUUAGUCUUUACGGUGGUCUCAUCUUUAUACUACGCUUGAUCACUGUUCUCAUAAUGAAUCUUUCAUUCGCAAUCAAGCGUCGUUCAAAAAAUACUACCGCUACUAGUAAUAUACGUAUGUUAAUUUUGUUACAAAAAGAGACCAAAGUGACAUUUCUAUCUAUAGGACGUAAUGUGACAGGCUUUCAAAGAUGUACUCAAUCAAUAGAACAAUUAAAUUUAUUCAAAUCAGCUAAUGAACGAUCAGCAGUUCACAUCAAACAACAGCGUAUCAUCACACGCGUUUACUUGGUUUUGCUCACAAGUACGAUUUCAUACUGCAUGCUAAGAUAG
Messenger RNA from Adineta ricciae, 1230 nucleotides. The record is from the annotation of a GenBank genome assembly. Lineage: Eukaryota; Metazoa; Rotifera; Eurotatoria; Adinetida; Adinetidae.